AACUGGCAAUUUCACGACGGACGAAGAGGGGUCUUGAGAGCUACCAGCAGUGCGAUUGAUAAAGACACCUUGUCGAUGCUGCGGACUGAGGUCUGCUCGUAUAUGGUCGGCGCAAAGGAAAGUGUCUGACUUCUUUGUUCCGAGUGGCAGAGAUGGCCACCGUCGAUCUUCUUCGUCCCACUUCUCCUUCUUCCGAGCCAUCGAGAACGCCUUGGAGCUGAGAGCGCUGUAUGCGGCAUGACCUCCCCCUCUGCGCACGCUCGAUCUAACUUGCAGAUCCGUCGAGACAUACACGUAUCACCAUGCCUUCUUCCCAUCUCUCGCCUUUGCAAAAGCGCCGCUCCGCGCCCGAUCUCAGAGGUGGCACAGACGGGCAGCACGUAGGAUGUCCAUUCCAUCCGGGCGCCGCCAAUCUGGUCUCUUCUCCCUCUGCUCUUCGCAGAACCUCGUCAGCUCUCGGACUCCGCCGACUUUUCGUUGACACAGAUGGCCGGGCCAAACUCAUCGAGGCGCCUGAUGCAACCCGAACGGGAGACGCAAGAUAUGCCUUUCAGCUCGCUCAUACGGGGAUUCCAAAGCAGCCGGACGAGCGCACGUCUGUCCAGUCGACGCGUGAAGUCUCUGACUGGCUAGAGGCCCUGCCCCUUACAAGCGAAUUUUCCCCUGUUCCGCCAAGCGGGCCCGACUCUCCCAACGUUCCUGGCGAACCUCUCGACGACCUUCCGCAUGCAAUUCCAAGCGGGAACCCAGCCCAUACUCAUGACGUCUCCUUCGCCGAACGUCUCUCCUCGAAUCAUCUUCCUGGUCCCGCAUUCUCAGCCAAUGCACCUCGCCGUACCUUCUCCGCAGCUUUCUUCCCUCUGAAAACCUCUGCACCCGUUCCUGCGCUCCUGGCUGCCUUCGAAUGGUCGCGAUCCGUACCACCUGUCCCGGCGGAGUGGGAUAGUGACAGCGAUAGGGAGAAGGACGCAGGUGCAGCAAACGACGCUGCUGGGGACUGCGACGAGCCCUUCACGGUGUCCGAGCACGACUCCGACACUGAUAGCGCCUUCAAGCUGCGCGCGCUGAACGCCGAGAUCGAUUACCUCAAGCAGCUGGUGUCGGAUGAGAUUAUGGAGCAGGCGGGCGUGGCUAGUGAGCGUCCUUCCAUUCUCGACGAAGUGGUGGCGGCGAGCGAUGACGAAGUGAGGUCGAGCGAUAACGAAGGCGGCCAUUCGCGUCAUGAGAGUCAUCUUCCCGCAGAGUCCGAUGAUGCUCAGCCCGAUCAAGUCGACGAUGCUUUGGCGUCGUCGAACAACAGUGAGAGUGGGAUGUGCCGCGGCGUCUAGCAGCACUGAGAACGCAGGCUCUAUUUGGACAAUUCUCGACCCAUCUGUACUAUCAAUUUACCCUAUUCAUUAAUCCGCUUCCAACAAC
Messenger RNA from Schizophyllum commune H4-8, 1416 nucleotides. RefSeq lists its product as uncharacterized. Lineage: Eukaryota; Fungi; Basidiomycota; Agaricomycetes; Agaricales; Schizophyllaceae. The transcript is spliced from 3 exons. The record is from RefSeq and is a predicted model, not a curated record. Bases 303 to 1328 code for a protein of 341 amino acids.